Messenger RNA from Quercus robur (English oak), 888 nucleotides. RefSeq lists its product as uncharacterized. The coding region runs from base 1 to 888 and encodes 295 amino acids. The record is from RefSeq and is a predicted model, not a curated record. Lineage: Eukaryota; Viridiplantae; Streptophyta; Magnoliopsida; Fagales; Fagaceae. The transcript has a single exon.
AUGAGUAAGGCUCUGGAUCAGAUCUCUAAGUCACCCUUCAUGUGCAGUAUAGAAGGGGCUAGGCUACCUCAGUGGUUCCAUCAGCCUAUGUUCACCAUUUAUAAUGGUCAAGCGGACCCCGUAGAGCAUGUGAGCCAGUUUAAUCAAAGAAUGACUGUCCACUCCAAGAAUGAAGCUUUGACGUGCAAGGUUUUCCCGUCCAGCCUAGGACCUGUAGCGAUGAGGUGGUUCAAUGGCUUGAAGAUGAACUUCAUAGAUUCCUAUAAGCAGCUCACCCAAGUCUUUAGCUCUCGCUUCAUUACGAACAGCAGGGCUCCUUGGCCUCUGAGCUCAUUGUUGUCAUUAUCCAUGUGUGAGGGAGAAACUCUGAAAGUAUACUCGGACAGAUAUUGGGAAAUGUACAAUGAGAUGGAUGGCAAUUUUGAUGAUGUUGCCAUCAGCACUUUUAAAAGCGGUCUCCUAACUGAGCAUGGCUUGAGAAAAUCCUUGACUAGCAAGCCUGUCAUCAGUGUACGUCAACUUAUGGACCAGAUUGACAAAUACAAACGGGUGGAAGAGGACCAGCUGCAAGGGGAAGGAAAGGAGAAGGUUAUCCCACAAAGGAGGAGUGAUUUUAGGUUAGACCGAUACAACAAUAACCGUUCGAGGAGAGAUUUCGCAGGGCAAUCUGGAUCAACCAAUACGCAAACGGUUAACGUCGUAUUCAGAGAACCAGUACAUCAAGUUUUAGAGAAAAUCAAGAAUGAACCAUUCUUCAAGUGGCUGAAUAAGAUGGCUGGAGACUCCAUGAAGCGCAAUCGGAGUCUGUAUUGUCAAUACCACCAAGACCACGGACAUACUACAGAAAACUGCAGGAACCUUUGGAACUACCUUGAUCAACUGGUCUAA